AUGAUGUUAGAUCAGAACUUCAGAGGUAUUCUGUCACUCUUGGGGAAUGGCAUCCUGCUCCUUGUUGCGUAUCGUAAGAGAUCAUCUCUGAAGCCGGCAGAAUUCUUCAUCAUAAAUUUAUCUAUUAGUGACCUUGGAAUGACAGUUACACUCUUUCCCUUGGCAAUUCCAUCAGCCUUUGCUCACAAGUGGUUGUUUGGAGAGCUCACAUGUUUAUGCUAUGCUGUAUGUGGCGUCCUCUUCGGCUUAUCCAGCCUGACAAAUCUCACCGCUCUGUCAUCCGUCUGCUGCCUCAAAGUCUGCUUCCCAAACUAUGGAAACAAAUUCUCCUACUCUCAUGCCUGUCUGAUGAUUGUGGGGGUGUGGUGCUAUGCCAUGGUGUUUGCUAUGGGUCCCUUGGCAAAUUGGGGUCAGUAUGGCCCUGAACCCUAUGGGACAGCGUGCUGCAUAGAUUGGUAUGCACCAGGCCAGGAUCCUCUGUCCAUGUCCUAUAUUAUCUGCCUCUUCCUCUUCUGCUAUGCGCUGCCUCUUACCAUCAUCCUAAUGUCCUACAUCCUGAUCCUCAUCACCGUACGAGGGUCAAGGCAGGCAGUACAGCAACACGUGUCGCCACAGACCAAGACAACGAAUGCACACAUCCUCAUUGUGAAGCUCUCUGUGGCGGUCUGCAUUGGUUUUCUGAUCGCCUGGAGCCCCUAUGCUGUUGUGGCAAUGUGGGCUGCAUUUGGAGAAGCUAAUGACGUCCCACCUUUAGCCUUUGCUUUGGCAGCUAUCUUUGCCAAAUCCUCCACAAUCUACAACCCUGUGGUGUACCUGGUCUUUAAGCCUAACUUUCGUAAAUCUCUGAGCAGGGACACAGCUCAGAUUCGCAGACGAAUAUGUUCCAGCCCAUGUAAGGGAAGCCCUGUGCCUGGACAAAAGGAUCUUCAACAGCAAAUAUCUCAAUGCUGCAACAAGGAUGCUAGCAACUCCACUCGCCUCUCCAAUGGCCUGGCAGACAGCCAUGGGGCUUGUCUUCAUUGCACCGAGGCGGACCCUCGAUGUCAACAGACCACGCCUCAAAGGACUGCCUGUGUGCUGAUUGGUACAUCCUACAGCGAGGUGACUGUGAGUCAGAUGCCGGAGAAGAUGCAAGCUGACCUUCUGUGA
Pimephales promelas (fathead minnow) is the source of this 1149-nucleotide messenger RNA. The record is from RefSeq and is a predicted model, not a curated record. NCBI's taxonomy places the organism in Eukaryota, Metazoa, Chordata, Actinopteri, Cypriniformes, Leuciscidae.